Messenger RNA from Bombina bombina (fire-bellied toad), 1948 nucleotides. RefSeq lists its product as uncharacterized. The transcript is spliced from 12 exons. The record is from RefSeq and is a predicted model, not a curated record. Bases 126 to 1400 code for a protein of 424 amino acids. Gene Ontology annotation, molecular function: 2 iron, 2 sulfur cluster binding. NCBI's taxonomy places the organism in Eukaryota, Metazoa, Chordata, Amphibia, Anura, Bombinatoridae.
AGCUCGUUCAUAGGUUGGAGUUGGGUGUCAGUGCUGUGGGCGUGAGAGUAACAACAGGGCCUUAGUCCUCGUUCUGUCUUAGUUGCUGUCGCCGGCCAUUAAGGGUCUCUCCCCGUGUGACCAUUAUGGAUGGUUUCCGUGAGGAUCUGGUGAGCGCCCUGAAGGAAGUGGUGAGCAACAGCAACUGGCAGUGCGUGGGCGACAAAGAGAGCUUCAAGUCCCCCUGUACCAAGCUUUAUUCUGAGGAUGGUGAGCAUGUGGUUUUAAUCCACACAAAAGACGAUAAAUUCUAUGCCAUGGAUUCUGCGUGCCCCCAUGAAGGGGGACCAUUGGAACAAGGGGACAUUGAAGAACUGUGCAGUGGUCGCUUGGCAUUAAUAUGCCCAUGGCAUGAUUUUGAAUUCUGCUUGGAAGAUGGCUCCUCAUCUUCUGGACUACAGAACCAAGUGUAUGAGGUCAAGGUUUGCAAUGGAAAGGUUUAUAUCCAAUCUCAGAAUGCAUUGUCACACACUCCUUGGAAGGAAACCACAUGUCAACACUCUGUCAGUAUGAUGAAUGCGGAUAGUCCUCAGAGCUCAGAAUCAGACACCAGCCUUUGUUAUUGGGCAUGCAAAAUUCUCAGCACUGCAGAUCCAGAAGACAAGGCAAAGCUUACACUGCAAGUACAAUCUAUGUGGCAGUCUGGAAAGAUUAAAGAAAUUGGCCUUGUGGAGCCCCCUGCCCAGCCAAGUCGUAAGGAGAAUUUGACCAUAGUACAACCCGGCAGAAUCAAGAGGGGAAAGGGAGGCACACUAGCCAGUAGGAUUGCUUUACUGCACUCCUUAGCAAACAUUGAGCAGUGGGCAAUAGACCUCUCCUGGGACAUCAUUGCCCGUUUUGCCGGAUUCCAUCUGAGCAAUGGAGAAAAGUUACCUCAAGAAUUCUUCUCUGACUUUCUCAAAGUGGCAGGAGAUGAAGCAAAGCAUUAUAGUUUGCUGGAGAAAAGGCUAUCAGAGCUAGAUAGCAAGUUUGGUGAUCUUCCUGUACACAAUGGAUUGUGGCAGUCAGCAGCAGAAACAGCACAUGAUCUAUUGGGACGUUUGGCUAUUGUGCACAUGGUCCAUGAAGCAAGAGGUUUAGAUGUUCACCCUCAGACACUGCAGCGAUUUUGUGCUCAGGGAGAUGAGAGCUCUGUUAGAAUACUGGAGGUGAUUUACGCAGAUGAGAUCACGCAUGUAGCAACAGGGCUGAAGUGGUUCACCUAUAUUUGCACCAAGGAGGAGCAGGAUUGCCUUUCCACUUUCCACAAGUUGGUACCUUUAUACUUUAAAGGCUACUUGAAACCCCCUUUUAAUACCGAGGGUAGAAGCUCAGCAGGCAUGUCAGAAGAGUGGUACUUACCUUUGGUGAAACCAUCCUGAGUUCCUCUGUGACACAUGUGGAACAUUUACCUUGCUUGUUCUAGAGCAUUUUGCAAUGGAGUUUACCAAGCAGCAACACAACUACUUCCAUUUCACUCUGUUGUUUACCUCUGAUACAUCUAACAGUUCUCUAAUGUCUUGCAGUGGAUUCAUGACAAUGUGUUUUUUUUCUGAAAUCUGUCACACCUUCCUAAUUUAUUUAUUUUAAAUAAUCAUACUACAUGAUUGGUCAAGAAAAUUGUACGUUGUUGAAUAGAUAAGGACUAUGUUUCUAAUAUCUACAUUAUGGGUUUUCUAUUCAUUUUGCUGUACUGUUUUCCUAGGCCUUGCAUAGUGCAGGUCUGGCCAACAUUGCUUAGGAAUUGCAAAUAACAUUCUAACAGGUACAAAAGUGCUAGAACAAUAUUACAUUUUCGGUAUGUCACUCUGUAGUCAAUGUUAGAAUUAAUAUUUUAUUAAUUUACUGAACGCAAAUUAAAAAAAAAUGUUUUAAUAUCCCAGUUAUUUGUAUGAAGUUAAGACAAAUAAAAAAUGUGCUUUUCAAACCA